AUGGCGUCACAGCGGGUUGUCACCUGGCAUGCGCUCCGGUUGACACCCGGCCUCGGGACGCCCCUGUGCAGAGGCACCGGGAGUUACGUGAUUGUAUCAUCUCUGAGUCGGCCUCUCAGUCCAGGGAAAACCGACUCCAACGCCAUGCUGACCAAGGAGGAAGCAGCCGCCCACCGUGACGGAAAACCGCCUUACAGUUACGCCAAUCUUAUCCAGUAUGCCAUAAACUCGGCUCCCGCCCGGCGUAUGACCCUCAGCGAGAUCUACCGCUGGAUCUGUGACAACUUCCCGUAUUACCGCAAUGCAGGUGUCUUCCAGAACUCGAUCCGCCACAACCUGUCUCUCAACAAGUGCUUCAGGAAAGUGCCGCGGCCCAGAGACGACCCGGGGAAGGGAUCAUAUUGGAUGAUUGACAGCUGUCCAAAAGAAGACGUAGCCCUGCCCCGCAGGAAGAGGCCACACCCUGAUGAUGAGCUCUCUCAGGAUUCCACUGAACAGGAAGUGAAUAAGAGCCCCCUAAGUAACACCAGCGAGGUGUCUGUAACCACCGAGAAUGCACAAGGACACCAUAUGGAGAACAAUUCCCCCCUCCCCAGCUACAGCCAGGCUGCCCCGACUCACAUGCCGCCAGACUCCAGGGCUCCAUCCUACAACAACAACGACUGCUACAAAUUCUCCUUCUCGGAAAUCCCCGACCUCAGCUGUUCCUUCCGGAGCCUGUACCGUACAUUGCAGGGUAAACGGGGGCUCUCUCCACUCCCCACUGAUGUACAACAACCACCACCUCCACCACCACCUUCCUCCAGUUGCUGUAUGUACCAGCAGAAUUCGGGGGAGUCCUCACUGCACCCCCACACUGUCCCCAGCAUCAGCAACCCCUCAUCUUCUCACCAUCAAGCCCAGCACCAGCAGCAGCCGCCCUACCUACCCUCCCCGCAGAUGCCCCGGCCAGCUGCCCCCAGCAUGCCUCUGGGACUCCCCAGCGACUGGUGUUCCAACAUCGACUCACUGAAGGAGAGCUUCAAGAUCGUCAGUAAUCUGGACUGGUCCACCGUGGACCUGUCCCAAUUCUCAGACCUCAUGGAGAGCCUGCGCCAGGCCGAGCUAAAGAACUGGAGCUUGGACCAGCACCACAUCGCCAGCCUGUGUGACUCGUUAUCCCAUCUGCUGAGCCACACAGGUCUCCUGCCACCCACACAUGGCCAGACACCCUGCCAAUCUCCUUGUAUGCCCCCCACCACCAGCAGUUCCUGUGCACUUCAGGGAGCCAAGCCUGGGCACACCAUGGCAGUGGCCUCCUAUGGACAGAAUCCGCCAACGCCAGUGUCUUGCGUUCAUAAUUUCACUGCACCACCCGGAUAUCCGAUCCACACUCAAGCACCACCACCAACAUACAGUCAGCAAGGUCGCCAUCCUCCGCGAACUCUGUACCCACCAUCCCGUCCGCCAAUGCGCCAUCCGCACAACGACGAAAUUGAAGAUACCUUUGACUGGGACUCUAUCGCUUAGGACCUCGGCCCUCCCGCUACCCUCAGGGGGUUACUGCAAGCCCUCCAACUGUACAGAC
Molecule: messenger RNA, 1567 nt
Organism: Nanorana parkeri
Lineage: Eukaryota; Metazoa; Chordata; Amphibia; Anura; Dicroglossidae
Gene: FOXJ2
Product: forkhead box J2
Exons: 11
Coding region: 1-1509 (502 amino acids)
Biological process (GO): regulation of transcription by RNA polymerase II
Cellular component (GO): nucleus
Molecular function (GO): RNA polymerase II cis-regulatory region sequence-specific DNA binding; DNA-binding transcription factor activity, RNA polymerase II-specific
Source: RefSeq, a predicted model, not a curated record